AUGUUUUGUUAUUCCGCCGGUGUGAAGGUGGCUAGGUCUGCAUCGUCAUAUUCAUUUGCUCUCCACCGUCUAUUUAAGAACGAGGUACACUUGGGGUCGGUAGAUGCAACGAUUUUCAUUUCUAUGAGAGUCGAGGUUUUAGAUGGUGUUGCGACGUCACAUUUUAUUGUGACUAAUCGUGUGUUAUUUGCAGAGUUUGAAGUGCGAUGUGAGUCUCUCAUAGAUUGGAUCGCAAGUGGCAACUUUGAUAUCUUGCAUAACUCUUUAUCAAUCUUCUAUAAGUUUGUAUAUCUAUCCUUGUUCUAUGAUGUUUCAUAUUUUCGGAAGUUAGUUAUUUGGCUCGCACAUCGUGGUGUGUACGAUGUUGCUUCUAAUCUUGUAAUCGCUUAA
Molecule: messenger RNA, 390 nt
Organism: Eruca vesicaria subsp. sativa (arugula)
Lineage: Eukaryota; Viridiplantae; Streptophyta; Magnoliopsida; Brassicales; Brassicaceae
Source: the annotation of a GenBank genome assembly